Molecule: messenger RNA, 1028 nt
Organism: Ceraceosorus bombacis
Lineage: Eukaryota; Fungi; Basidiomycota; Exobasidiomycetes; Ceraceosorales; Ceraceosoraceae
Source: the annotation of a GenBank genome assembly
AUGGCCGAGGACGAAGAGUCGGCCAAGCAAAACGCGAAAGUAGCACAAAUCCUUGCUGCCGGCGGCCUACCUGCAAUCUCGCGUCUCGAUACUUGCGUCACUCUUGUGGAUGCUUGCAACGUCUUCAAUGAUUACCAGACUGCAGACUUCCUGGUCGACCGGAACAAGAACGGCGAGGUGCCCGAGGGUGCGUGAAAGAGACUGCAUUCGCGGAUACUGUGCGCUGCUGACGCCUGCAUUGUAUCUUGUGGUCAUCGUAGAGGACGACAGAUGCAUUUCUGAUCUCAUGACGGAUCAACUCGAAUUCGCCGACGUCGUCAUCUGCAGCAAAGUAGACUUGGUCGCUCCGACCGAGGUGGAGCGCAUUCGCAGCCUUGUUCACCAGCUCAAUCCAACGGCCACUUUCAUACCUGCUGUUAAGGGGCAAAUCGACCUGAGCAAGAUUCUCAACACUGGAAGCUUCUCCUACGCUAAAGCUGCUACCUCGGCCGGAUGGCUGCGAAGCUUGCAAGAAGUCGUAAAGCCAGAGACCGAAGAGUAUGGCGUGGGAACCUUUGUGUACCGUGCUCGUCGUCCUUUCCAUCCGCUUCGCUUGUGGAAAGCGAUCCGCGAGGUCUUUGUCGUCAUUCAGGUGAGCUGCUUGCAAGCACGCGGGCCUUCACCGGCAAGCCUGGCUGACUCUGCUGCAGGCCGCUCCUGAACCGCACCCGGAUAUGGAUCUUGACAUACAGACCGAGUACAUUGAUGAUGGCGAAGGGAGCGAGCAGGAUGAAGAGAAGGCCAUCGGCGAUGAUGCUGAGAUGUCCGAGGCCGAGGUGGAAGAAGGCGAUGAAGAGGUCGCCUCUGACGAUGAGGAUGAAGCAGGCGAAGCUCAGCCUCAGCUUAAUCCCGCAGCUCGACUUGCCAGCAAGAAAGCAUCUGGCUGGGCCAAUCUGUUCAGAUCAAAGGGCUUUAUCUGGCUUGCUACUAGGCCUCUCAUGGUGAGCCACUUGCAGCACGAGAUCAUCCGCACUGCACUUGUCGACUAG